This is a messenger RNA of Pollicipes pollicipes, 1015 nucleotides long. Its product is annotated as photoreceptor-specific nuclear receptor. Bases 8 to 943 code for a protein of 311 amino acids. Lineage: Eukaryota; Metazoa; Arthropoda; Thecostraca; Pollicipedomorpha; Pollicipedidae. Gene Ontology annotation, biological process: regulation of DNA-templated transcription. The record is from RefSeq and is a predicted model, not a curated record. Gene Ontology annotation, molecular function: sequence-specific DNA binding; DNA-binding transcription factor activity; zinc ion binding. The transcript has 6 exons.
GCCGCCGAUGGCGCCGUACUCCACCGGCCGGCGCGGAUCGCCCGGCCUCUGCUGCGUCGUCUGCGGCGACACCAGCAGCGGCAAGCACUACGGUAUCAUGGCCUGCAACGGCUGCAGCGGCUUCUUCAAGCGCAGCGUUCGCCGCAGACUCAUUUACAGAUGCCAAGCGGGGACGGGGAAGUGUGUGGUAGACAAGGCCCACCGAAACCAGUGCCAGGCGUGCCGGCUGAGAAAAUGCCUCAUCAUGGGUAUGAACAAGGACGCCGUGCAGAAUGAGCGCCAGCCGAGGAACACGGCCACCAUCCGGCCGGAGGUGCUGGCCGAGAUGGACCACGAUCGCGCCAUGAGAGAGGCUGCCGUUGCCGAGACCAUUUACGAGAACUCGGCCCGCCUCCUCUUCAUGGCCAUCAAGUGGGCCAAGAACCUGCCGUCGUUCGCUAGCCUCUCGUUCAGAGAUCAGGUAAUCCUGCUGGAGGAGGCGUGGUCAGAGCUGUUCCUGCUGUGCGCCAUCCAGUGGUGCCUGCCGCUGGAGACGCCGCCGCUGUUCAGUGUCGCGGACCACCUGCAGCACGCGCCGGACGGCAAGGCCGGCCCCGUGGCGGCCGACGUGCGCCGGCUGGCCGACAUCUGCGCCAAGUACAAACUACUCGCCGUCGACCCGGCCGAGUUCGCCUGCCUCAAGGCGGUCGUGCUCUUCAAGUCAGAGACACGCGGCCUGAAGGAGCCGGCACAGGUGGAGAACCUGCAGGAUCAGGCGCAGGUGAUGCUGGGCCAGCACACGCGCGGCCAGCACCUGGGCCAGCCGGCCCGCUUCGGCCGCGUCCUGCUGAUGCUGCCGCUGUUGAAGGCCGUGCCGCCCGCCCGCGUCGAAGCCAUCUUCUUCCGCAGGACCAUCGGCAACACACCCAUGGAGAAGCUGCUAUGUGACAUGUUCAAGAGCUGAAUGGCGCCGGCGGGCGCGCGCGCUGGGACGAGCGGCCGCCAAGGUGGCAGGGCUGGAUAAUUUUGUACGUUA